Molecule: messenger RNA, 1823 nt
Organism: Momordica charantia (bitter melon)
Lineage: Eukaryota; Viridiplantae; Streptophyta; Magnoliopsida; Cucurbitales; Cucurbitaceae
Product: equilibrative nucleotide transporter 1
Biological process (GO): nucleoside transmembrane transport
Cellular component (GO): plasma membrane
Molecular function (GO): nucleoside transmembrane transporter activity
Source: RefSeq, a predicted model, not a curated record
UAUAAAAUUGGACAAAAUAUAAAAAUGGAUCAUCUCUUUGGCUUGAAUUUGUAGCUAGAACACACAUAGAUAUAUAGAUAUAUGGACAACAAACACAUGAUGAUAUGAAACACAUGCCUUUGGCCUCUAAAUAAUGGCCGUCUAUUAAUAUUUUUUUCUUUUUUUCUCUUUCUUGUUCUCAUCUCUCCACUAUUUUUUUUUUAAUAAAAAUAUCUCCAUAUAUUUGUCUACUCUCUUUUCAUUCUUCUCUCAUCUUUCUACUCUCCCUCUUGGUUCUUUGAUGCAUUUCAAUCUUUCUAGCCACAAUCAUUCACUUCAGCAUCCACCGCAAAUCGAUCGGUAAAACUAAGUUUCCGACGCACUUAAAACUGAAUCUUCAAUUUUCGAUGUUAGUUUUGUGCUAAAACAGAUCUGGACCCACUGAUAUGCAUCUCUAACUAGGACUACCAAUCAACGGUUUUACAAUUUUUUUCCAACCUCCAUUUCACCCAUUUGUGCAAAAAUUUUACCCCAUUUUUUAGCUACAAAAUUCUCCGAUGGGGAGUGAUUCUGAAACUACCCUUCUUCUCGUUCCCAAUUCAGGCAAAACCAACAAAAUUCCGACCGAUACAUUCAACUUGACUUAAAUUACAUACUUCAUUUUAGGCCUGGGGGUCAUCCUGCCAUGGACCACCUUCAUAACGGCAAUCGAUUAUUUCUCCCACAUCUACCCCCAAACCCACAUCAACCGCAUCUUCGCCGCGGCUAGUACACCCGUGGCCCUCAUCGGCCUUGUUUUGGUUGUGUUUUUGGGUCGGAGGUCGGAGGCUCGAGUCCGGAUCAAUGUGGGGUUGGGCUUCUACGUCCCGGCCUUGCUGGUGGUGCCUCUUUUAGAAGUAUUCUACAUAAAGGGUCAGGUUGGGCUCUUUAACGGCUUCUACGUCACUGUCGGAGCAGUUGUUAUGUUUGGUGUCGGCGACGUGCACGUUCAAAGCGGCGUCAUUGGCUGUGCCGGUGAACUCCCGGAGAGAUAUAUGCAAGCCGUUGUCUCGGGGAAUGCUGGUUCUGGCAUUACGGUGUCGGUCCUGAGGAUGGUAACAAAAGGCAUAUACCCACAAGACACCAAUGGGUUGCGAAAAAGCACAAUCCUCUCAUUUUCUGUGGGAAUCUCAAUCAUAAUUGUGUGUAUUAUAUUGUACAACGCAGCAGCAAAGCUUCCCGUUUUGAAGUACCGCCUGAAUUUGAACAAUGAAGAGAAACAAAGAAAAGGUUGUGUAUUUGGGUCCAUAAGCAUAUCAACCUUAUGGGAAAUAUUAACCACUAUCAAACUCGUAGCAUUUGGAGAAGUGAUCAUCUUCGUGGUAUCUGUGUCGAUAUUUCCAGGGUACGUUACAGAGGAUGUUCAUUCGGAGAUUUUGAAGGACUGGUAUCCCAUUACUCUGAUUUCUUGGUAUUAUGCGUCUAGUCUAAUUGGGAAGUAUUUUGCUUCAGUUUAUGUGAUUAAAAACCCCAAGAUUACAGUUGGGAGCUGUGUGGCCAGGGUGUUGUUUUACCCACUCUUUAUUGAAUGCUUAAAUGGGCCCCAAUUCCUUAGAACCGAAAUUCCUGUGUCGCUUCUGACUUGCCUUCUCGGACUUCGCGGUGGCUAUUUAGACGCUGUUUGCAUGAUCUCCGCACCCAAAAUGGUGCCAUUUGAACAUGCUGAGGUUGCGGGGAUUUUAAUGGCCAUCUCCAUGGUUUCGGGUUUGGCUAUUGGCUCUGUUCUUGCUUGGUUCUGGGUCAUUUAAGUUUUCUCCUCUUCCCUUUUUUUCUUUUCUAAUAACAAGUUUGGUCUACAAAUUGAA